CUUAUCAAGUUUGAAACAAAGCAGACAGUAGAUAAGUAUCGGUGCGUCAAUAAUUCAUCAUAAUUUGCUAAAGGAUGCAAAACUCAAAUUUAAAUAUAUUCCAAAAGUCAUAGGUUAUAAUAUAUGCCUUUCGUGUUUGCCACGUUCCUAAUAAAAAUGGAAAAUCAGGCCGCAACAAUUGCACAUUCGAAAGACUGGGAGUCUUUCAAAGAAAUUAAAUUAUUAGGAAGUGGUAGCUUUGGAUUAGUAUUUAAAAUUGAAACUUGGGAAGGUUUUCGUGCUGUUAAAAUUUCAUUUCCGUCCGACUUUGACGCCAACGUCAAUGUGCAAGCCCAACGGGAAUACGACGUCAUAAAAAAGUUACCUCCACAUGAAAAUGUCGUCAGGAUUUACGACUUUGUUGCAGUGCCAUUAGGAAGUGAACAAAUUCAACGCCGAUUUUACAAACCAGACCUCUUGGAUUCUGAGACACACUACACAAUAGAAAAGUACAUCGCUCGUGCUCAAAACGAAGGAAAAAUUAUGACAACAUUCCUACAAAUGGAAUUAUGCGGGCCAUCAUUGCGCUCCUGGCUGGUUGAUGAAAGUCAAACUAAUUGUCCCCACGUUCAAACUGAAAUUAUACGCAACCUAAUCAAUGGUGUAAAAUUCCUUCAUAACAAUAGCGUUAUGCAUCGUGAUCUAAAGCCAUCCAAUAUUAUGUUUUCUCGUUUGCCCUCAACCGGAUGCGAGUACAGUUUCCCAGUUAAAAUUGGAGAUUUUGGUAACUCCAGAUGCUACAGCGAGAAAGACGAAGAUAGAACCAACUAUACUAUGACCAAGGGAACAUUAGCGUAUGCAGCUCCGGAAGUAAUGAGCGGAAAUUAUGGUUUCCAGGCAGAUUUAUACUCACUCGGGUUGAUUAUGUGGGAAGUUCUGCAGAGGAUCCCGCCGAGGGCGAAGGCCUCGUAUUUUGAUAGACUCGUUAAUGAUAGGGACACUGAACUCGUCCAGGAGCACCCAAUUAUAGAAAAUGCGGAAGAUUUGAUAAUUUCUUUAACCCAAAGACGGUUGGAUAGACGGACCAGCAGCAUUAAUGAUGUUGAAUUAAUUAUUAAUGCAGCCCACAAUAAAUAUAUUGCUUCUGUUCAUAAAGCUAGGAGCCCAUCAGACGAAUCACCGUGUUCUUCAAUGGAAUCAUGCUCAAGCGCGAAUUUGGGAAAGGAACCCGGAAAUUUUACGCAUUCGGAUAACGAUAAUCCUGGACAGCUAGACCCUAAGGAUGUUUCGGCAGAUGUGCUCCAAUUCUACCAACAGGAGGCACUACAAGCUAAGGAAAAGAAGAAGGACAUUUCGCUUGAACUGACAUCACCAGAACAAACCUCAACGUCGCAACUCGACACUUUACGAGCUUACAUUGAUCGUGCGGUACAAUUGGGACAUCCCGAUGAUCUUUUUAAGGACCUCAUUUCAUUGAUGGAAGCCAGGCUUGGGAACCUAAAUUCUGUCCUUCAAAGCCAAUCCUUCAAAGAUUCGCGAGACCAUAAAACCUUUAUCCACAAGUUUUGACAACCAAACUAGAAAACGAGUCGAUCCUACGUGUUAAUAGAAGCGCAAUAUAAGCGAAAGUUGGAUACGACAUCCAUUAAUUUGUUUCAGUUGUAAUUCUUUACAGAAGUAAAUAAACUAUUUUAAAACGAA
Folsomia candida is the source of this 1680-nucleotide messenger RNA. Its product is annotated as mitogen-activated protein kinase 3. The transcript is spliced from 3 exons. The coding region runs from base 124 to 1548 and encodes 474 amino acids. Gene Ontology annotation, molecular function: protein kinase activity; ATP binding. NCBI's taxonomy places the organism in Eukaryota, Metazoa, Arthropoda, Collembola, Entomobryomorpha, Isotomidae. The record is from RefSeq and is a predicted model, not a curated record. Gene Ontology annotation, biological process: protein phosphorylation.